AUGAUCGUCUUGCAGUUGCUGGGAGCACCAAACAGCGCCACACUCCAAGGGGCUUUCCUGGCAGCCUCCACGAGUGGCACGCAACUGCUGUCCCUCCCACUGCACCGCCCCACCACCGCACCACCCCCGCCUGCGGCUGCACCACCCCCGCUGAGGAUCUUCUCUGCCAGCUGCUGCAGGCGGAGAAGAUCCUCGUCUGAAAUCUUUGCUUUUUUUUUUUCCCCAUGGGCCCACCCCACAGCUACAAACCCUUUCCUACGCGUGGCUCAACUAGCCAUCACUAGCAUACUCUCGCCGCGACCUACGCCGUCGCCGCCGUUCCCCCCCCCUCCCGCCGCGAUUACGCCUUCCUCGCCUGCGGAUACCACCGCCGCGAGCGCAACGCCGCUGUCCCCUCCUCCCCCUCGCCGCGACCCCCUGUCGCCGCCUCCCCCUCUCGCCGCCGCGCCUGAUUCGGCGCUGCCUGCGCAUCCCGCCGCCGCGACGCCUCGUCGCCGCCUGCCCGUCCCUCCGCCGCGACGUCACGUCGCCGCGUUCCCGCCGCCGCGCCUGCUACGGCGCCGCCUGCGCAUCCUGCCGCCGCGACGCCUCGUCGCCGCUUGCCCGUCCCUCCGCCGCGACGUCUCGUCGUCGCGUUCCCGCCGCCGCGCCUGCUUCAGCGCCGCCUGCGCAUCCCGCCGCCGCGACGCCUCGUCGCCGCCUGCCCGUCCCUCCGCCGCGACGUCACGUCGCCGCGUUCCCGCCGCCGCGCCUGCUACGGCGUCGCCUGCGCAUCCUGCCGCCGCGACGCCUCGUCGCCGCCUGCCCGUCCCUCCGCCGCGACGUCUCGUCGUCGCGUUCCCGCCGCCGCGCCUGCUUCAGCGCCGCCUGCGCAUCCUGCCGCCGCGACGCCUCGUCGCCGCCUGCCCGUCCCUCCGCCGCGACGUCACGUCGCCGCCUCCCCUUCCCGCCGCCGCGCCUGCUUCGGCGCCGUCUGCCCGUCCCGCCGCCGCGACAGCUCGUCGCCCCCUGCCCGUCCCGCCGCCGCGACCUAACAUCGCCGCCUGCGCAUUCCGCCACCGCGACAGCUCGUCGCCCCCCUGCCCGUCCCGCCGCCGCGACCUAACAUCGCCGCCUGCGCAUUCCGCCGCCGCGACUGCUCGUCGUCACCUUCCCGCGCCCCCCCCCCCCCCCCCCCCGCCGCGAUUUCGCAUUUCCGCCUCCCCUCCCACCGCCGCACCUGCUUCCGCGUCACCCACGCAUUUCGCUGCCCCUUCUGCAUCGCCACCCGCCCGCAAUUUCCCCCGCCGCAACUGCAACAUCGUCGCCCCGCGAUUCAGCCGCAACUGCACCCUCCCUUCCUCCUCUCCCUACUCCUCUCCCCCCCCCCUCCCCCUCCCCCUGCGCCCCUCGUUGCCGCGGCCUGCCUGCCGCCGCCGUCCCUCGUUUCGCCGCCGCAGCCAUUUCCCCGCCGCCUUCACCUUUCCGCCGCCGCAACCUGCUUGCAGCCGCCGCUCUCAACAUCGCCGCCGCGGCCCUUCCGCUGUCACCUGCGCCCUUCGUCGUCGCGGCCAGCUCGCCGCCGCCGCCCCCGACUUUGCCACCGCCUCCCCUUCCCGCCGCCGCACGUUCGCACAGCCGCCCCCUCGCUCGUGCUUCCAGGUGAGGGGGCUCGUGCUUCCAGGUGAGGGGGGCGCACGGGAGGUGACGCCGCGACAGGUCGACCUCCUCCCCGCCCUCUCCUGCCACUCGCCACACUCGCCCCGCCACCACCACUCCCCUCCGUCCUCCUCCUGUCGCUCCUCUCGUCAACCACCUGUACUGGCUGCUACUUUGAAUGCUGCCUCCCCUGCAGCGGCGCCAUCGUCAGAUCAUGCGGCUGCCUGCGUGGCUCGCCUCUCAUCUCCUGCUGACUCAGCGCAGCAGCCUGUCCAGUCAGCUCGUGCAGCUGCCUCAUCAGCAAGUGCAGAGCUGGCAGAUCAUAUGUGUCUGCUGGUGCACAUCAACGGCAUGGCAUGGCUCGCUGACGUCAGCACGCCCUGCUGCCCCAGCAGCCUUUUGCCCCACCCCAUGUUCCUGGAGCCACUGCUCUUCCAACCCGCCAUCCACCAGGCAGGCCCCUCCUUCCCCUCGCCUCCCAUCUCCAUUCAUUACACACGUCCCUCCAUUCCUUGCUGUGAUGUGAUGUGCGAUUCCCACUCCCACCCAUUCUAUCUCCUCACCCAAGCGUUUCCUCUCCAUGCCACCUCUCUAUCCCACCACCCCUCUCCCCCACAGCACCAGGACGCGGGGGUGUACCGCAUAUCCCCAUGCGCCCCGCCCCACCCACCAGCACCUGCCGGUGCAGCCCCUUGGGUGCGUGGACGAGGUGCGGGGGCUGUCAGUGUGGCGCCUGCAUGCACAGCAGACGGCUCGGAGAAGCCAUUUGCAGCAGUAGCAGCAGCGGACAGGGGCAGGGAGGGAUGGAGGGCAGUAGAAAGAGGCGUGCAGGGGUGGGCAGUGGAGCACGUAGAGGCAGGAAUGGAUGGGCGCAUGGGUGAGAGGAGUGCUGGCAGGGAGGCACAUUCAGAUUCAGACCCCGAUGAUGAUGAUGACUUCUACACGGAGGGUGUGCGUGGCCACGGGACACCGUGCCCACCGCGGCUCACGCAUGCUGCAGGUGGACAGGCAGCAUCAGCAGCAGCGGUGAGGGCAGGCGAGCAGUGGUAUGUGGUGGAGCGGCUGUGCCGCGUGGGGCCCAGUGAAGCAGGCGAGAGAUGGGCAGCAGCAGAUGGCAAGCAGGCAGCAUGGGGGAAGGCCGCUUGUGAGGAGGAGGCGCAGUGGCAGCCGCUGUAUCGCUUCUCCUCGUGGCCGCAUGACACAGCUCACUUCCUCCAGUGCAUGCGCCAUGCCUCGCCCCUGGGCGGGCCGCGUGUGGCGGUGCGCGUGUGCAGCGAGGAGGAGAGGGAGGUGGAGGGCAGGGGGGUGAUUCGCGACCGCCACUUGCUGCUGCUGGAUGGCGAGGGGCGCGUGCAGAGUCAGCAGCAGCUGGUAACAGACGAGGAGUUCGAUGCGGUGGUGAGGGGCCGGUUUGGCAUUCGGCUGGGGGCAGAUGAUGUGAGGGCCAUGCCUCUUGUGCCCAGGGAGCCGCCACUUGGCGACGUGUGGUUGGCCAGCGAGUGGUGA
This is a messenger RNA of Closterium sp. Naga37s-1, 3144 nucleotides long. The record is from the annotation of a GenBank genome assembly. Lineage: Eukaryota; Viridiplantae; Streptophyta; Zygnematophyceae; Desmidiales; Closteriaceae.